CUAGGGUCAUUCUGAGUCAGAAUUGAUUUGAUGGCAUCAGGUUUGGGUUUGCUUUAGGGGUCAGAAAAGGGUUCUCUGAGGAAGUGGUAACUGAGCUGAGAUCUAAAGGAAGCAAGCCAUUAACUAAGCAAAGAAGGGGACAGUCUGCCAGCAGACAGAACACGUGUGUGGGUUCUCUGGUGGAGAUAAGGUACCAUCAGGGAUCCAGAUGGAAGACCCAGUCCAAGGUGAACAGCAGCCAGAUUGUGCAAUCUUAAAGCUUUUGGACCUUUGAGUAAUGGAAGGCCAUAGAGAGGUUUUCACCAAGGGGGUACGUGAUCAAAUCAGUGUUUAGAAAAGCUCAUUCUAAUUGUGAGGUUAGGAGAGAGAUUAGGAGCAGAGGAGGGGUGGGCAAGAGAGAAAUUAGUGGGAACUGUUAGGAGGCUUUUGCAUGUGAGGUCGGGGGAGAGAUUAGGGUGGCUUGGUCUCAGAUGGUGAUGGCAGAGAUGGAAAAGGGGCAGAUUGGGGAGAUUCUGGGAGGCAAUCACAAAUAGGAGUCAAGUCAUCAGGACUUGCUAAUAGAUGGGCCAUGAAUGUAGGAUUAUUGGUGGUGAUGAAUACCCAGGGUAAGGUGCUACCCACAGAGGGGCCAUGCUUCAUAGGGUGCUGCAGUUUGGGGUGACCCAUGGCCUCUUGGUCCAGCGCCUGGUUCAUCCAGGUGGAGAUGACAGGUCAGGUGAAUAUAUGCAUCUGGAGCUCAGGGGAGAGAGAGAGCUGCCCACAGAUUGGGGUGGAAAGGUGUCUGAGAUUAAGAAGAAGAUCCGGUCAGCUCUGCCUGGAGGGUCCUGGGAUGCACCGUAUGACACCAGCCACCUACCCCCCGAACACGCAGACGUGGUGAUCGUGGGAGGUGGGGUGAUUGGCCUGUCUGUGGCCUAUUGGCUGAAGAGGUUGGAGGGGCGGCGAGGUGCCAUUCAGGUGCUGGUGGUGGAACGGGACCACACGUAUUCACAGGCCUCCACAGUGCUUUCUGUGGGAGGGAUUCGCCAGCAGUUCUCCCUGCCUGAGAACAUCCAGCUGUCCCUCUUCUCAGCUGGCUUCCUACGUAACAUCAACGACUACUUGGCCGUAGUCGAUGACCCUCCCGUGGACCUCCAGUUCAACCCCUCAGGCUAUCUGUUGCUGGCUUCAGAAAAGGGUGCUGCCGUCAUGGAGAGCAACGUGAAGGUGCAGAGGCAGGAAGGAGCUAAAGUUUGUCUGAUGUCUCCUGAGCAGCUUCGGAAUAAGUUCCCCUGGAUAAACACAGAGGGAGUAGCCUUGGCUUCUUAUGGGAUGGAAGACGAAGGUUGGUUUGAUCCCUGGAGUCUGCUGCAGGGGCUUCGGCGAAAGGUCCAGUCCAUGGGGGUCCUUUUCUGCCAGGGAGAGGUCACACGCUUUGUCUCUUCAUCUAACCGCAUGGAGGACGCAAGUGGGGAAGAAGUGACUUUGAAAAGGAUUCACGAGGUCCACGUAAAGAUGGACCACAGCCUGGAGUACCAGCCUGUGGAGUGUGCCAUAGUGAUCAACACAGCCGGAGCCUGGUCUGGGCAGAUCGCAGAGCUGGCUGGUAUUGGGAAGGGGCCCCCUGGCACCCUGCAGGGCACCAGGCUCCCUGUGGAGCCGAGGAAAAGGUAUGUGUACAUAUGGCACUGCCCCCAGGGACCAGGCCUGGAGACUCCCCUUGUAGCAGACACCAGCGGAGCCUAUUUUCGCCGGGAAGGCCUAGGCAACAACUACCUAGGCAGCCGUAGCCCCACUGAGGAGGAGGAACCAGACCCAGGGAACUUGGAGGUGGACCACGAUUUCUUCCAGGAAAAGGUUCGCAGCGCUUGGGCAGGCUACUACGACUACAACACCUUUGACCAGAACGGUGUGGUGGGCCCCCACCCCCUAGUCCUCAACAUGUACUUUGCUACGGGCUUCAGUGGUCAUGGGCUCCAGCAGGCCCCUGCUGUGGGACGAGCUGUGGCAGAGCUGGUGCUGAAGGGCAGCUUCCAGACCAUCAACCUGAGCCCCUUCUCCUUCAGCCGCUUUUACUUGGGGGAGAAGGUCCAGGAGGCCAAUAUCUACUGAGCUGGUGAGCUCUGCCCUGGACCCCAAUCCCCAUG
Molecule: messenger RNA, 2126 nt
Organism: Loxodonta africana (African savanna elephant)
Lineage: Eukaryota; Metazoa; Chordata; Mammalia; Proboscidea; Elephantidae
Product: FAD-dependent oxidoreductase domain-containing protein 1
Exons: 11
Coding region: 631-2091 (486 amino acids)
Biological process (GO): mitochondrial respiratory chain complex I assembly
Cellular component (GO): cytoplasm
Molecular function (GO): oxidoreductase activity
Source: RefSeq, a predicted model, not a curated record